AGCAAUGACAGGUUUCGAAAAUGUUGUCCAACAUGUGGCGAAGUUAUUGAAAGAAUUUGAAUGGAUUCACGGUGUGGUGAACACGCGUCUGGUCUGCGAAUCUGUGCUAGAGAAGUUGCCAGAAGAUUGGCACGAAUUUUUAAAAUUGGCUGCCCCGGGAGAUUUGCAUGAAAUAGCAGCUCUCAGCAUUCCUAAUAAUUGCCCGCAUUCCCUUGCCAAAUUUUUGGAUGAAGCUAAGAUGUUGGUGUUGUGGAAUUCAGCAGCCGAAACAGUAAAGCCUUUGAGGAAAAUUCAUGGACGCAAAGGAAUUUCAACCAAGAAGCUGCACGAAGUGCAGAUCAUUUCGGAUUUUUUUGUGAAGAAUUUUUUACCUGAUCAGAUACUAGUUUUCGACAUCGGAUCUGGUAAAGGCUAUGUUGAUGUUGCCUUAGCCAAAGCUGGAUUCGAAAUCAUGGCUUUCGAGUUCGACGAGUCGAAGAGACCUUCAAAUCUUACAGAUCAUCCGUUGAUCGAGAACAGAAAAUUCUACUUGAAUGCGGAUUCCAGCGACGAAUUCUUACGGAUUAUUCUAGAAGCCUGCAGACAGAGGAAGAAACAAGCCUGCUUACUUUCCUUACACGGAUGCGGAGACCUGACCCCUUCAAUUCUGCGCAAUUACGUCAGAUUACCCGAUGAUAUUCGCGGGGGGUUGGUUGUGAUCCCCUGUUGCUAUCACUUGGUUCAAACGAAUACGUAUGAACCAAUGGUGGAAUUUGGCACUUUCCCGCGUUUGGGUAAACCUAGCCUGAGGUUAGCUUCUCAAGACAGUCCAUUGCUGUGGAAAAUUAAGGAAUGGAGUGACGCGGAGCAUCUUCAGCAUGCGAAGUCUGUCAUUUACCGAGCUCUUUUGGAGUUCCUUGCUCACAAGGAUGGCGUCAGUUUAGUCAAGUCCAAAGGAUCCGACGGAGCUAACGUGAAACGGAGCGUUUACUUGGACUCUUUUGAAAAAUAUUUCUCCUCAGUAUCCCACAAAUUUAGGAUACAUGAUGCCCUCGACGAAAGCAUGAAAAAUCUACCGGAAUCUUGGCCAAUCGACGGUCAAGCUCACCUUGACGCGAACUCCGAUCUGUUGCAGAUCGUGGAAGGCUUCACAGCUUUGCAAUACUGCCUGCAACCAGUCAUCGAAAGUUACAUUUUGAUGGAUCGAGUGGAGUAUUUACGUCGAUCGUUGACGAAGGAAGAUAUCCAUGCUGUGAAAUUAUUCGAUGAUGUGAUAUCCCCUCGAUAUGGAUAUAGUGCCGAAAACGGAGGUGGUGAAGAAGCGGAUCAUCCGCGUUCCUCCUUCGAUAAGAUUGGCUGGUUAUCUUUUAUUUGUGCAAUAUUUAUCUCAAAGGAUUUUGUGAAUUUUGCUCUUGUUCAGAUGGAUAUAGUGCCGAAAACGGAGGUGGUGAAAAAGCGGAUCAUCCGCGUUCCUCCUUCGAUAAGUGAAAACCCGUUAUUAAUCGAAGCAUGCAAAGUCCUCCCCAAAAAUUACAAUUUCGAAAUCCCGAAAACGAUCUGGAGAAUACAAUCCUCAGAGUGUCGACGCGUGGGCCUUCAGAUGCCGGAAGGUCUCCUCCUCUUCGCCACGACGAUCGCGGACAUUUUGAUUCAGUUUGCCAACGUGGAAGUCGUCAUCAUGGGCGACGUGACUUACGGAGCAUGCUGCGUUGAUGACUUCACUGCGAAACGCGUCGGUGUAGACUUUUUGGUCCAUUACGGCCACUCGUGCCUUGUGCCGAUUGACGUGACUUCUCAAAGUGGUGUCAUUGUAAUGUACGUGUUUGUUGACGUGGCUUUUGACGUGUCGCACGCGAUAGAAUGUGUCGUUGCCAACUUGAAUCCGGGUUCUUGCGUGGCUUUGGCGAGUACUGUGCAAUUUCUCACGGCAUUGCACGAAGUAGCGGAGGCAUUGAAGGAGCGCGGGUUUGAUCCCCGAUUUUUGCAAUCGAGGCCCUUAUCCAAGGGAGAAGUCUUGGGAUGCACUGCUGCGAAUGCGGCGCCGGAGGCUGAAAGUCUGCUGUUUCUUGGCGAUGGAAGGUUUCAUUUGGAGGCCGCCAUGAUCGCAAAUCCUCACCUUCCUGCGUACAAGUACGACCCAUAUUCGAAGAAAUUUACAAUUGAAAAGUAUGACCAUCAAAACAUGAUGGAAACGAGAAAGAAAUCCGUAGAAGCCGUGUUCUUUGGACAUGGAACCAAAGUAGGAAUAAUCCUAGGCACUUUGGGCCGUCAAGGAAAUCCAGGUGUUCUACGGAUGCUUGAGCAAAAAGCGGAGAGCAUCGGUUGCGAGACCACACUCUUCCUCAUGUCGGAAGUGUUUCCGGAUAAAUUGAAGCUCUGCUCAGGUAUCGAUGUUUGGGUUCAAGUAGCUUGUCCCAGGCUGUCCAUCGACUGGGGAGAAGCCUUCGACAAACCCAUUUUAACCCCUUACGAAGCUGCUGUGGCUUUGAACAUGCAAACCUGGAAAGAUGUGUAUCCCAUGGAUUUUUACGCCGCAGGAAGUCUCGGAAAAUGGACUCCUGGUCACAAGUGUGGCAAAAAAGAAAAGACUUGCGGCUGUGAUGUUCAGAAUUGAUAUUUUUCUGAUCCUCAGACGUGAUUGGAAGCGCAAAAGUCGUGGUUUCAAUUGUUUUGUCCUGUGACGAAAAUAUAAAAAAAAG
Notodromas monacha is the source of this 2678-nucleotide messenger RNA. The record is from the annotation of a GenBank genome assembly. Lineage: Eukaryota; Metazoa; Arthropoda; Ostracoda; Podocopida; Cyprididae.